Molecule: messenger RNA, 3795 nt
Organism: Trichomycterus rosablanca
Lineage: Eukaryota; Metazoa; Chordata; Actinopteri; Siluriformes; Trichomycteridae
Product: vWFA and Collagen domain-containing protein
Exons: 28
Source: RefSeq, a predicted model, not a curated record
AUGCCCUGUUGACCUAUAAUGAGGAAAUGGAAUUUAGGAUCAUUAAUUGUCUGUCUGUUCCUGACCCACACUCAAGGACAUGAUCCUGAGGACAGUCAAGCUGGUUGUAGCACCACUGCGAACGACUUGGUGUACAUUCUUGAUGGCUCUUCGAGUCUGGGCCUUGAGGACUUCAACACGGCCAAGCGUUGGCUGGUGAACAUCACCAGCAGCUUCGAUGUAAGCUCCAGACAUACUCAGGUGGCUGUCAUCCAGUACAGCGACACACCACGCCUGGAGAUCCCUCUGGGAAAGCACCAGGACACUCAAGAGCUUCUGCAUGACAUCUCUGCCAUCACUUACCUGGGGGGCAAAACCCAGACAGGACGAGCCAUUAAAUUUGCCACCGACCAUGUGUUCUCGGCGCUCAACCACACCACAAAGACCAGCAGGAACCGCAUUGCUGUUGUUCUGACAGAUGGCCGGUCGCAGGAUGACGUGGUCGAUGCUGCAAUCGAGGCCAAAGCCCAGAACAUCGUCCUGUUUGCCGUUGGUGUGGGGAACGAGAUCACCAACGUUGAGCUGGAGUCCCUGGCCAAUAGACCUUCUUCCACUUACGUGCUGCACGUGGAGGACUACACCUCCAUUGGGAAUAUAAGAGAUAUGAUGGAGCAGAAGCUCUGUGAGGAGUCUGUGUGUCCUCUGAGGAUCCCCGGUACUGUGAAUGGACAGAAAGGCUUUGACCUGAUGACUCUAAUGGGGAUUGAGAGAGAGGCCAAAAAGGUCCAAGGAUCCCUCAUAUCAGAGGGUGCUUACCUCCUAAACCCUCGACUGAACUUCACUCGCAACACCAGAGACAUCUUUUCACAAGGCCUUCCUCCAUCGUAUGUGUUUGUGGCCACAUUCCGGUUAAAGAACCCAGCUCAUCGGAUGAAGUUUGACCUCUGGAGGGUGCUCUCUCAAGACGGAGUCAGGCAGGUCGCUGUGACCUUUAACGGUGCCGACAAGUCAGUUAUUUUCACCACUACUGGCUCAAUAAAGAAGGAACAGACCACCAUAUUCAACGAUCGAGGCAUUAAGAGGCUCUUUGACACCGAUUGGCACCAGAUAAAGCUGUUGGUUAGGCCAAAACGGGUCACCUGCUUUGUAGAUGAUGUAUAUGUGGAGGAGCAGCUCUUGGACCCAGCGGUUCCCAUUUACAUAAACGGCAAGACGCAGGUGGCUAAAAAAGUCAACAUAGAAAGCACCGCACCAAUUGUCCUGCAGAAGCUGCGUCUUUACUGCGAUCCUCAGCAGAGCGAGCGAGAGACUGCGUGUGAGAUCUACUCUGUGGAGGAUGACAGGUGUCCUGCUGAUCGUUCUCUUGCUGUGGAGGGCUGUGAGUGCCCUAGUGGUAAACCUGGUCCACCAGGGCUUCCCGGACCCAUGGGCUUUAGGGGAGAAAAGGGGCGAGAAGGACCACCCGGCCCCGAUGGGAAACCAGGAAAGCCGGGACCACUCGGACCACCCGGACAGCCUGGAAGUCAUGGAGAGAAAGGUGAACCAGGUCAACCAGGACAAAAGGGGGAGAGAGGACUGGCUGGUCCCAAAGGCGAUAUGGGAAUGCCAGGGCCUCCGGGACCACCAGGACCAACAGGUCCAGAACUCUCUACAUGGAAUGAUUAUAAUGUUGAAGCAAGCAAGGGAAUUCAGAGACAAACAUGGGACACUGAAGCUCUAGGAAAACCUGGACCGCAGGGGGAACCUGGGAUUCCUGGAAAUGAUGGCCUGCCCGGACUACCUGGACCAAAGGGUGAAAAGGGGAAUCAUGGUGAACCUGGAGCUGAUGGAGGGAACGGGAUGCCUGGUAUCAGAGGUCUUCCAGGUGAAAGAGGGCCUGUUGGACCUCAGGGUGAAAGAGGUUUGUCUGGGCCACAAGGUUCUGCUGGAACAAAAGGACCUCAGGGACCCCCAGGUCCGGUUGGCCCGCCCGGCCUAGAAGGUCCGAUUGGUCCAAAGGGGAACCCCGGGAGUCCAGGGCAGAACGGCCCCCCAGGCAUACCCGGCUCUAAAGGAUCACAGGGUGAACCAGGGAUUCAGGGUCCUCCAGGUGAUAUGGGUCUGCCAGGUUUAAAGGGCCACAAGGGUGAAUCAGGAGAACCUGGUCCAAGAGGAAGUCAGGGUGAGAAAGGCAGUGAAGGAACACCGGGGCUCCCUGGAAAGCCUGGUGAGCCCGGGGUCCGGGGGAAUAAAGGAGAGAAAGGUAUAGCUGGAGAUCCAGGAAUCAGAGGGCCUGAUGGGAAAAAGGGAGAAAUUGGUCCAGUCGGACCAGAAGGGCCUCGAGGUCCAUCAGGCCGUGACGGAUUGCCUGGACAGCCGGGGGUCCCGGGUUACCCAGGAAAACCAGGAAAACCACCUUCAGAAGAACAACUGAUGAAGAUUUGUGCAUCAGUACUGCAGAAUCAGCUGCCACAGCUCCUUCAGGUCAUGUCUCCCCGUGGCUGCCAGCAAUGUGAGACCAUCAAGGGACCUCCAGGUGAUCCAGGCCCACCUGGAUCCCAAGGCUCGACUGGAGCCCCAGGAUAUCCUGGAAGACCUGGAAGUCAGGGAUACCAAGGACCAGCAGGAAUGACGGGACCGGCAGGCCCAAAAGGUGAAACAGGACCAAUGGGCAUGAAAGGUGCCAAAGGAGAGGGUCACACUGGACCGCCAGGUCUGCCAGGCCCACCAGGAUUGCAGGGGACUCGUGGAGAGGAUGGAGAGGGAUAUCAAGGACCCCCGGGGCCUACGGGUAAACCAGGCUCACCAGGCAUCCCGGGUAAACGAGGCCCUCCAGGAGUUGCGGGUGUUUGUGAUCCGUCUACCUGCUACAUGGCCUACGGAGACCAGCAAGGUCACUUCAGCAAAGGGCCCAACUUUUAGUUCACUACCUUCCUCUACUGACUGUGGCUUUUAAGAGGCCUGUACUAUCAUAUGGUGCUUUAUAUAGACUACAUCCAUGCUUCUGAGCCCAAAAGCUGUGUUCUAAAUGACUUGUGUGCAUUGGGUGUACAGAGCUGUUAGAAAGUGUACAAAGCUGGUUCUACUUGCUAUUAACUGGACAUCCUCAUAUGUUACAACUAUACGUCCGCAUGGUGUGAUGCCAAGGUAAACAGCGUGUAUGGUGUAACUAUGAGACACUGUCAUUGUUUUUAAAACUCCAAAUUAUUUAAGCGUAUAUAGAUCUGUCAAAGUACUAUGAAUGGCCAAAAAGUAUGUGGACACCUAAGCAUACGAUUGCUGGACAUCCUGUUACACAAUAAUGGGUAUUAUUAUGUAAUUCUGACACUUUCAAUACCAAGCAGCCUUCAGUCUUUGAUUUUUGAGGCAUAGAUGUUGGACGAAAGGCCUGACUCUCAGUUGACAUUCCAAUUCAUUCCAAACAUGCUCUGUGAAGUUCAGGUCAGGGCUCACAACUGUUAGGAAAUGGUGUGUAGCUAAAACACCUGAACACAUCAUUAGGAUGGGUGUCCACAUGUGUUUGGCCAUAUAGUGACCUAUAGGAUGUAAAUUAGAUCAUCCUACGAAAAAAUGCCCACAUUCUAGACCACCUGAGUAAGUAAAUAAUAAUAUGAUAGUGUAUGAUACAAAGUCACACUGUGCUACCUAAAACAGAGAAGCUAUAGAGAAGCUAACAAAGCUUGUCUGCAUGAAUUUGAUAUCGCAGAUGCAUCCUAGAAUGCAGCAAAAUAUUUUACUUUAUAUACAGACAUAAAAAGCUAACUAUGUUAUUUAGAAUUUAUAUAAAUACAUCAUCAUUUUUUAUACUUUAUUUUAUCACACUUCUUGAGAGUAUUA